This is a messenger RNA of Corythoichthys intestinalis (scribbled pipefish), 2597 nucleotides long. Its product is annotated as gamma-aminobutyric acid receptor subunit alpha-2. NCBI's taxonomy places the organism in Eukaryota, Metazoa, Chordata, Actinopteri, Syngnathiformes, Syngnathidae. The transcript has 10 exons. Gene Ontology annotation, molecular function: benzodiazepine receptor activity; inhibitory extracellular ligand-gated monoatomic ion channel activity; GABA-A receptor activity. Gene Ontology annotation, cellular component: plasma membrane; neuron projection; synapse. The coding region runs from base 386 to 1753 and encodes 455 amino acids. Gene Ontology annotation, biological process: nervous system process; signal transduction; chloride transmembrane transport. The record is from RefSeq and is a predicted model, not a curated record.
UCUCAAUGUGCUUCUUGCUUAUCACGAUUCAGAUCGAGGGCACAAGAUGAAGAUGCACAAGACCUUUUGAAAGCAGCAGCCUCUCAUUGCUUAUUUUAAUUUUUUUGAUUUGAAUUUAAUUUCCUCAUUUCACUUGCGUCUCAGCUGUCAUAUUGCCUCGUCUGAGCCACUAUGGAAGCCAGUGCAUUCCAGCUGACUGGGAGCGAGACUCGUUUGUUCUCAUGACACACUUCCAUCCAUUCAUCACAUUGGGAGAGAGCUGUGAAUUGGCUUUAACUUUUUUCCUUUUUCACCGUCGAAGAGUGCGGCUGCCGUGGGGACUUUGUGCACUUGAGGUCUGCUUGGCGUUGCAGUGGGCGUCCUGCUUGUCGGUGUUGAAGCAGCAAUGUGGAGCGGCAAGAGCAAGAGCGCGUCUCGGCUGCUCUCCUGCCUGGCGCUUGUGGCUUUGUGGAGAACCAGAUUUGUCAGUGGAGACGCCGCAUCUGAUGCCUUCAAAACCAACAUCACUCUGUUCACACGCAUCCUAGACAAUCUGCUAGAUGGCUAUGAUAACCGUCUCCGUCCUGGUCUCGGAGACAGGGUAACUGAGGUGAAGACAAACAUCUUUGUCACCAGUUUCGGACCUGUUUCGGACACAGACAUGGAAUACACCAUCGAUGUUUUCUUCAGGCAAACCUGGAAGGAUGAGAGAUUAAAAUUUCAUGGACCAAUGAAUAUUUUGCCUCUCAACAACCUGAUGGCAAGUAAAAUCUGGACCCCGGAUACUUUUUUCCAUAAUGGGAAAAAGUCUGUGGCUCAUAACAUGACCAUGCCUAAUAAAUUGCUGAGGAUCAAAGAUGAUGGGACGUUACUGUACACGAUGAGGUUAACCGUGCAUGCAGAAUGCCCAAUGCAUCUGGAGGAUUUCCCCAUGGACUUUCAUUCCUGUCCGCUUAAAUUUGGAAGCUACGCCUACACAAUCUCAGAAGUGACUUAUGCCUGGACUCUGAAUGCCUCAGAGUCCGUAGUUGUGGAAGGAGAAAGCUCACGUCUGAAUCAGUAUGACUUACUUGGACAAACAGCAGGCCAAGAAACUAUUAAAUCAAGUACAGGUGAAUACACCGUGAUGACAGCUCAUUUCCAUCUGAAGAGGAAGAUUGGCUAUUUUGUCAUCCAGACAUACCUCCCAUGCAUCAUGACUGUCAUCCUCUCCCAAGUGUCUUUCUGGCUGAAUAGAGAAUCAGUGCCAGCAAGAACUGUAUUUGGGGUAACCACUGUUCUCACGAUGACAACGCUGAGUAUAAGUGCUCGCAACUCCCUUCCGAAGGUCGCAUAUGCCACUGCCAUGGACUGGUUCAUCGCUGUCUGCUAUGCUUUUGUCUUCUCCGCUUUGAUUGAGUUUGCCACAGUCAAUUACUUCACCAAGCGUGGCUGGGCCUGGGAUGGAAAGAGUGUUGUGACUGACAAGAAAAAAGAGAGGGCAUCUGUGAUAAAGAAGAACAACGCCUACGCUGUAGCAGUGGCCAAUUAUGCGCCCAAUAUUACUAAGGACUCCAGCACACUUCCAACCAUUGCCAAAGGAGGCACUUUGGAAUUCAACAAGGUCAAAGGAGACGGAAAAGUCGAGAGCAAGAAGACAUUCAAUAGUGUUAGCAAAAUUGACAGGAUGUCACGGAUUAUGUUUCCUGUUCUCUUUGGUUCAUUCAACCUAGUUUACUGGGCCACCUACUUAAACAGAGAACCCGUCAUCAAGGACAUGGUGCCCUCUACUUAGAGACCAGUUUUGGUCAAGGGGGCUUAAAACCAAAUACCUCCAACAACUGUGUGUACAUACUUUUGCAGAGUGAUGUCUUGGAUUGCAGUGUAAUCCUCUAGCUCCGCCUAUUUUCUACACUGUCUGCAGCACUUUUGAGAAACGUGUCUUUUGUAAAUGUCUCUGUCUAUUUAUAUUGAAUUUUCAUUGUGUGAUAACUUCAAUUAGAAUGUGUAUAUUUCCUUGAAAGUACGUUUCCAGUUUAAGUAUGUGACCAUUGUACAUAUGCUAUCAAUGUUAACAUAAACAUAUACAAUUAUUUAAAAGUACUUCUAAAUAUUUUCGAUUUUGAUGUAAUCACCAUUUGCUUGAUGUUUCUGUAUAUGAUUUUUGUUUUUGUUUUUUUACUUUGAGGUUACGUUUGACUUUUUCUGUUUUGCCAUUUAAAGGUGGCCUGGCAUUUUCUUGCAAGACAAUGCAAAAACACAGUUGUAUUAAAUUGUUGCAGAAUAAAUGUUUUAUUAUCUGUGAUUCUUGGUAUGGGGCUUCAAUCAACAUGAAAAAAAAAAACUCAAACGUAUGAAGUUGAAUCAAGGCUGAAAUGCACUUGCAUUAUUAUUUAAUCGCUAACAAAAAUUAAAACUGGGAUUUUAGGUUCACUUGGCAUGCGUUAAAAUGCAUUUCCACAUGUGGCCACUAAGGGAGGUAAGUAUACAAGAAAAUGCAACACAGUCCUUUGAGAUGAUAUAAUAACAUUCAAAUAUAGUAAAAGGGUACACUUGGUGGCGGUUUUGACAUUUCGGGGUAGCACAAAGAUAGCAACAUUUGUCUUUUACUCAGGCUUUUAGUUUUUUUGUGAAAAUAG